AUAGUUUGCCCAAAUGACUUUCUUGUCAAGACGAGCCAUUCAGCUUUGGCAACAGAGGAAGUUAUGUUCAGCUGUCGGGAGCAAAAACUAUGACAUUAUUAUUGUUGGAGGUGGACUCGUAGGCGCUGCACUAUGUGCUGGUGUUUGUCAGUCACAGUCACCUUGUAAGGUUGCCCUAGUAGAACCUCACUUGCAAACGUUUCUUUCAAACGGUUCUGAACAGAAAGAGAGAUCGUUCCCUUUGAGGACCUCGACUAUCAACCCUGCUUCCCAGCGAUGGCUCAAGAAGCUGAAGAUAUGGGAAUUAUUGGACUCAAAGGAGGUUGCCUCGUUUGCGAGGAUGAAGGUGUGGGAUUCGCGAAGUGGUUCAUCAAUAGUGUUUCAUUCUUCAGAAGUUGGCAUGGAAUCUCUAGGAUCCGUUGUUGCUAAUGAAGACUUAUUGAAGGCUUGCUACAGAAGAAUUCAAAGACAAACAGUGUCGACUCAGGACAAGAUAGAUUUUUUUGAUUCACAAGUAGAUACUAUUCAGUGGUCCUCGUCUCAUAGUGGUCUUACUGAGUGGCCUGUUCUUACUUUGAAAGACGGAAAUGAACUGCACGGUCGUGUUGUUGUUGCUGCAGAUGGUUCCAACUCUCCUACCAGGAAGUCUGCAAACAUACCACGGUAUUCGCAUUAUUAUCAACAACGAGCUGUCGUUGUUUCUGUACGUACAGAAAAACUACAUCGGACGGCAUGGCAAAGAUUUUUGUCUACUGGCCCUAUUGCAUUACUACCUAUGGCAGGUUUUAAUAUUUCCAACGUUGUUUGGUCAACAACAGAAGUUGAGGCCAGUAUUCUGUCCUUGGCAACAAAAGAAGAGUUAGUCGAAGAGCUGAACAAUGCGUUUUUGGGUACAACCAAUGCUAUUAGUCUUAAAGUUCCCAACUCGGAAGAAUAUCCACCAGCCAUUUCUGAAAUAUUGAGUGGUCCAGCAAGCUUUCCUCUAACUCUGGGACAUGCUACUGAAUAUGUAAAAGAACGUUUAGUUCUUAUUGGUGACGCAGCACACUCAGUUCAUCCUCUUGCUGGUCAGGGGGUUAACCUUGGAUUUGCAGAUGCUCGUUGUCUUCUUGAGAUUUUCGAGAAUGCAUGGAUGACUGGAAGAGAUCUUGGUGAAUUAUCGCUUCUUCUGCAGUAUCAGAGGAAGAGACUGCCAAAGAAUUUACUGAUGCUAUCAUCUUUACAUAGUUUGGAGUCUAUUUUUUCGUUCAACUCUGGUUCAGUUUCGUUUAUCCGUGGUCUAGGAAUGAGUUUACUGGGGGGUUUUCUUCCAGCUAAGAAAGCUAUUAUUGAGUUUGCUAGUGGGAACAGUGACUGAGGAAGUGAACUAGAUGAUGAAAAAUCUGGUUUUUGAAAAUUUUUCUUUUUUCCUUUAUGUUAUUUGAGCAUCGAGUGCUGUUAAGUUG
Molecule: messenger RNA, 1445 nt
Organism: Galdieria sulphuraria
Lineage: Eukaryota; Rhodophyta; Bangiophyceae; Galdieriales; Galdieriaceae
Product: ubiquinone biosynthesis monooxygenase Coq6
Exons: 1
Coding region: 14-1357 (447 amino acids)
Biological process (GO): ubiquinone biosynthetic process
Cellular component (GO): mitochondrion
Molecular function (GO): FAD binding; oxidoreductase activity, acting on paired donors, with incorporation or reduction of molecular oxygen, NAD(P)H as one donor, and incorporation of one atom of oxygen
Source: RefSeq, a predicted model, not a curated record